This is a messenger RNA of Auxenochlorella protothecoides, 723 nucleotides long. RefSeq names its product Amyloid beta A4 protein. NCBI's taxonomy places the organism in Eukaryota, Viridiplantae, Chlorophyta, Trebouxiophyceae, Chlorellales, Chlorellaceae. Gene Ontology annotation, molecular function: serine-type endopeptidase inhibitor activity. The record is from RefSeq and is a predicted model, not a curated record. The coding region runs from base 1 to 723 and encodes 240 amino acids. The transcript has 3 exons.
AUGCCAUUACACAGGCAGAUGCCUCGCAUCAGGCUCCUGGAGGGGCGUGCCGUGGCGUUGCUGCUCAUCUACCGCUUCCUCGUGACCCCCGGCGUUGUCGCCACAGUGUGUGAGUCCUACACCGACGAGGCCACCUGCAACAACGUCAUAACGUCCUCGGGAAGCUGCUUGUGGCAAAACGGGGAAUGCACCACGCAGCUGGGCACCCUGCCCCCCGGCAUGGUGGCCAUCAGCGUGGCGUUGGAGCGGCCCGGCACCCCCUCCUCCACCUCCGCCUCCGGGACCGGCGUGUCAUCCCCCCCUCCGCCCAGCCCGAACCCUGCACCCCGCCCUGAGGCAGAAAUGCCAGCACCCUUCCCAGGCCGCAGGCUGCUCGAAACGGGUGAUUGCAUCGAUAGCCCCACGCCAGAUACCUUCUCCUGCGAACAGCAGCGGGCGUGGGGCAAGUGUGCCGAGCAGUGGAUGGUCGUGGUUGCUAGCGUUUCCCCACAAGCAGAGUUCUGCUCCCAGGCCGUCGACUCCGGUCCAUGCAAGGCGGCCAUCACUCGGUGGACCUACGACGGCAGCAAGGGCAGCUGCACACCCUUUGUAUAUGGCGGGUGCAAGGGCAACGCCAACAAUUUUGAGACGCUGGAGCAGUGCACGAAUGCCUCGGUGGGGGCCUGCGGCGCGAAGAAGUCAAGAAACAUCGGGCAGGCCGUGGUGACCCCUCCCAAGCUCUGA